Messenger RNA from Emiliania huxleyi CCMP1516, 606 nucleotides. RefSeq lists its product as hypothetical. Lineage: Eukaryota; Haptophyta; Isochrysidales; Noelaerhabdaceae. Bases 1 to 606 code for a protein of 201 amino acids. The transcript has 2 exons. The record is from RefSeq and is a predicted model, not a curated record.
AUGUCGGCGUCCACGGCGCAGUCCUCCGCCCUGCGGCUCAUGAGCGACCUCAAGACGAUGAAGCAGAGCCCGCCUGAAGGCGUCAGCGCGAGCCCGAUGUCGGAGGACAACCUCUUCGUGUGGGGGGGCACGGUCUUCGGUCCCGACGACACAGCUUGGGAGGGGGGCAUCUACUCGAUGCGGCUGACGUUCACCGAUCAGUACCCAGACAAGCCGCCGCGCGUGCGCUUCACGUCAGAGAUGGUGCGCGGCAGUGUCCCCGCCAGGGCCGUCCGCAGCGCGGCGGCGGCGCGUGGGGGCGGCGAGUGCCCGGGCGCCCUUCCCGGCCCGGCCCGACCUCCUUCCAUCUCACCGCCACCACCACCUCGCCCUCCGCAGUUCCAUCCAAACAUCUACCCCGACGGCACGCUCUGCAUGGACCUGAUCCAGGACAACUGGUCCCCGAUCUACUCGGUCUGCUCGAUCCUCAUCGCGAUCCGUUCGCUGCUGACGGACCCCAACUGCGCGAGCCCGGCCAACCCCGAGGCGGCGCACCUCUACCAGACGGACAAAAAGCAGUAUGGCCGGAGAGUGCGCCGCGUCGCAGAAAAGUCUGUGGGCGGCUGA